AUGGACUCCAUUUGCUUCGAAAACACCACCCGUACCCUGUUACUAACCCCAACAACUUUCUCCUCAUUAUCAGGUUUUAUUCUUCCACGUUGCUACCCUUUUCAUCUCUCUCUCUCUGUCUCGUGCACUCUCUCUCUCUUUUUCUCUCUCUCCCAUUCUCUUAACCUCGCUCUUUUUCUUUAUCUCUCUCUUUAUCUCUCUUUCUCUUUCUCUCACUUUCUCUCUCUUUCUUUAUCUCUCUUUUGCUCGUUCUCUCUCUCUCUUUCUCUUCCUCUCUCUUUCUCUAUUUCUCUUUUGCUCGUUCACUCUCUCUUUCUCUUUAUCUCGCUUUCUCUUUCUCUCUGCCUCUUUUUCUUUAUCUCUCUCUUUCACUUUCUCUUUCUGUCGCUCUUUCUCUCUCCCUCUUUUUCUUUAUCUCUCUCUUUCACUUUCUCUUUCUCUCUCUUUCUCUCUCUUUUUCUCUUUCUCUCUCUCACUCUCUCUCUCUGUCUCGACCACUCUCUCUCUUUUUCUCUCUCUCUCAUUCUCUUAACCUCUUUCUUUUUUUCUUUAUCUCUCUUUCUCUUUGUCUCUCUUUCUCUAUCUCUCUUUUGCUCGUUCUCUCUCUCUCUUUCUCUUUAUUUCGCUUUCUCUUUCUCUCCCGCUUUCUCUUUCUCUCUCCCUUUCUCUUUAUCUCUCUCUUCCUCUUUCUCUCUCUCUUUCUCUUUCUCUCUCUUUUUCUCGUUCUCUCUCUUUCACUUUCUCGUUCUCUCGCUCUUUCUCUUUUUCUCUCUCUUUCUCAUUCUCUCUCUUUUUCUCAUUCUCUCUCUCUAUCUCUUUAUCUCUCUCUCUCUCUCUUCCUCGUUGAUGAUCAUUAUGUUUAUUUAA
This is a messenger RNA of Acanthosepion pharaonis, 867 nucleotides long. NCBI's taxonomy places the organism in Eukaryota, Metazoa, Mollusca, Cephalopoda, Sepiida, Sepiidae. The record is from the annotation of a GenBank genome assembly.